UGGAGGGCAGUGAUGGGAAGCAUGGUGUGAGUUGAGUCUGGAGCUGCCCUGCAGAGCCUGAGGGCCACAGGAAGAAGUUGGGUUGUAUUGUGAGUGCAGUGGGGAGCCCUUGAGAGGUUGAAAGAAGGUGGAGGGUUGAGGGGAAAGGUGCUCAACUUUGCAUUAAUACUGUCUCUCUUAGUUUAGUAGGUACCGCUUGGAGGGGUCUGGAGUGUGCUUGAGGGGCUCUGGGGCUUGUUCGUGGGUGGGCCGCAGUCCAGCAAGGCCUGGAUCAGUGACAUUCGAGCAGGAACCGCCCCCUCUUGUGGGAACCAUAUCAAAUCCAGCUGCAGCUUGAUCGCCUUCAACUCUGACCGUCCAGGUGUGUUGGGCAUCGUGCCUCUGGAAGGCCAGGGAGAGGGCAAGAAAUGCAUGACCCAUCUGGGCUGCCAUUCAGACCUGGUCACAGACCUGGACUUCUCUCCCUUUGAUGACUUCCUCCUGGCCACGGGCUCAGCUGACAGGACGGUGAAACUGUGGCGGCUGCCAGCCCCCGGCCAGGCGCUGCCCUCGGGGCCCGGGCUUGUGCUGGGCCCUGUGGACGUGCAGGUGGAGGUGCUGCAGUUCCACCCCACUGUGGACGGCAUCCUGGUGAGCGCGGCGGGCACGGUCGUGAAGGUCUGGGACGUCGCCAAGCGGCAGCCCCUCACAGAGCUGGUGGCCCAUGGGGACCUGGUGCAGGGCGCUGCCUGGAGCCGGGAUGGAGCCCUGGUGGGCACAACGUGCAAGGACAAGCAGCUGAGGCUCUUCGACCCCAGAGCAAAGCCCGAGGCCUCCCAGAGCAUACAGGCCCACGAGAGCAGCAGGGAUGGUCGGCUGGUGUGGACGAGUACCCAGGAACACCUUGUGUCCACCGGCUUCAACCAGAUGCGUGAGCGUGAAGUGAAGCUUUGGGACACCCGGCACUUCUCCAGCGCCCUCACCUCCCUUACCCUGGACACAUCGCCCGGGUCUCUGAUGCCCCUGCUGGACCCAGACUCCGGGCUCCUGGUCCUGGCAGGAAAGGGUGAGAGUCAGCUGUCCUGCUACGAGGUGGCCCCACAGCAGCCGGCACUGAGCCCAGUGACCCAGUGCCUCCUGGAGAGCGCACUGCGGGGGGCAGCCCUCAUGCCCCGGCGGGCACUGGCUGUCAUGGGCUGCGAGGUGCUCCGUGUCCUGCAGCUGAGCGACACAGCCAUUGUUCCCAUCAGCUACCACGUGCCCCGCAAGGCUGUGGAGUUCCACGAGGACCUGUUCCCAGAUGCCGCAGGCUGUGUACCCGCCUCCGACCCCCACACCUGGUGGGCUGGGAGCAACCAGCAGGUGCAGAGGGUCAGCCUGGACCCGGCCCGCCGACCCCACUCCAGCUUCACUUCCCGCCUGGUGCCCCCUGCAGAGCCUCCCCCUGAUGUGGCCCAGCCUGUAGAGGUGCCUGUGGGCGAUGCGGACCCCAGCGAGGGCUUCUCCUCCCCUCCCAGCUCACUGACCUCGCUGACUUCGCCCUCCACGCCCUCUAGCCUGGGGCCCUCGCUAUCCAGCACCAGCGGCAUCGGCACCAGCCCCAGCCAGAGGUCACUGCAGAGCCUGCUGGGCCCCAGUUCCAAGUUCCGCCACGCUCAGGGCACUGUCCUGCACCGAGACAGCCACAUCACCAACCUCAAAGGGCUCAACCUUACCACGCCUGGCGAGAGCGACGGCUUCUGUGCCAACCGGCUGCGUGUGGCUGUGCCCCUGCUGAGCAGCGGUGGGCAGGUGGCCGUGCUCGAGCUACAGAAGCCUGGCCGCCUGCCUGACACAGUGCUGCCCACGCUGCAGAACGGGGCAGCUGUGACUGAUCUGGCCUGGGACCCCUUUGACCCCCACCGCCUUGCUGUGGCCGGGGAGGACGCCAGGAUCCGACUGUGGCGGGUGCCCCCUGAGGGCCUGGAAAAGGUGCUCACCACUCCUGAGGCCAUGCUCACAGGCCACACAGAAAAGAUCUACUCUCUGCGCUUCCACCCGCUGGCAGCCAACGUGCUGGCCUCCUCGUCCUACGACCUUACUGUCCGGAUCUGGGACCUUCAGGCUGGAGCUGAGCGGCUGAGGCUACAGGGCCACCGGGACCAGAUCUUUGGCCUGGCCUGGAGUCCUGACGGGCAGCAGCUGGCUACUGUCUGCAAAGAUGGGCACUUACGGGUCUAUGAGCCUCGGAGUGGCCCUGAGCCACUACAGGAAGGCCCAGGGCCUGAGGGGGCCCGUGGAGCCCGCGUUGUCUGGGUGUGUGAUGGUCACUGUCUGCUGGUAUCUGGCUUUGACAGCCGAAGUGAGCGCCAGCUACUCCUGUACUCGGCCAAGGCCCUGGCUGGUGGCCCCUUGGCAGUGCUGGGACUAGACGUGGCUCCCUCGACCCUGCUGCCCAGCUACGACCCGGACACCAGCCUGGUGCUGCUUACGGGCAAGGGUGACACGCGCGUGUUCCUGUACGAGCUGCUCCCCGAGGCCCCUUUCUUCCUGGAGUGCAACAGCUUCACGUCCCCCGACCCCCACAAGGUUGUUUACAUCUAUUGGCUCUGUCCGGUGGAAGUACUGCAUGAUGGCAAGCUGCUGCACCUCUCUUCCCAAGUCUAUGUUCAGCAAGUCACGCUGGGCUUCGUCCUCCUGCCCAAGACGGAGUGUGAUGUGCGGGAAGUGGAGUUUGCCCGAUGCCUGCGGCUUCGCCAGACGUCCCUGGAGCCCGUCGCCUUCCGGCUGCCCCGGGUCAGGAAAGAGUUCUUCCAGGAUGACGUGUUCCCAGACACAGCCGUGAGCUGGGAGCCAGUACUCAGUGCCAAGGCCUGGCUGGGAGGUGCUAACAGGCAGCCCCGGCUUCUCAGCCUGCAGCCCCCGGGCAUGACCCCAGUGAGCCAGGCGCCCCGUGAAGCCCCUGCCCGGCGGGCCCCAUCCUCAGCGCUCUACCUGGAGGAGAAGUCGGACCAGCAAAAGAAGGAAGAGCUGCUGAAUGCCAUGGUGGCGAAGCUGGGGAACCGGGAGGACCCGCUCCCCCAGGACUCCUUCGAAGGUGUGGACGAGGAUGAGUGGGCCAAGUACCUGGCCCAGAUCAUCGUGAUGGGGGUGCAGGUGGUGGGCAGGGCCUUUGCGCGGGCCCUGCGGCAGGAGUUUGCAGCCAGCCGGGCAGCAGCUGACGCCCGGGGACGUGCCGGACACCAGUCUGCAGCUGCCUCCAACCUCUCCGGCCUCAGUCUCCAGGAGGCACAGCAGAUUCUCAACGUCUCCAAGCUGAGCCCCGAGGAGAUCCAGAAGAACUACGAGCACCUAUUCAAGGUGAACGAUAAAUCUGUGGGCGGUUCCUUCUACCUGCAGUCAAAGGUGGUUCGAGCGAAGGAGCGCCUUGACGAGGAGCUCAGAAUCCAGGCCCAGGAGGACAGAGAGAAAGAGCAGAUGCCCCCAACGUGAUCACUGGCUCCUCGCACCCCACCCCACCUCGCCACCUCUAAUUUAUAGCUCGGCAAUAAAUGUUUUUUCCACA
Messenger RNA from Diceros bicornis minor, 3523 nucleotides. Its product is annotated as mitochondrial import inner membrane translocase subunit TIM16. Gene Ontology annotation, cellular component: TIM23 mitochondrial import inner membrane translocase complex. The record is from RefSeq and is a predicted model, not a curated record. Gene Ontology annotation, molecular function: protein binding. Gene Ontology annotation, biological process: protein import into mitochondrial matrix. Bases 412 to 3450 code for a protein of 1012 amino acids. The transcript is spliced from 32 exons. NCBI's taxonomy places the organism in Eukaryota, Metazoa, Chordata, Mammalia, Perissodactyla, Rhinocerotidae.